This is a messenger RNA of Menidia menidia (Atlantic silverside), 3257 nucleotides long. The record is from the annotation of a GenBank genome assembly. Lineage: Eukaryota; Metazoa; Chordata; Actinopteri; Atheriniformes; Atherinopsidae.
GGAAGUCACAAAACGAACGAUAGCGGUAACGUGCUGUCGUUAGCGACGUUUACAGGUGAUAAACUGUUUAUGCUUUAGCAUUAUGCACUUGUAUUAGCGCAUUUAGAUAAUACUUUCUACUGUAGCAAUAUUCUUAACUAUACACAGAGAGUUUUUGUAGACCCCAUCUCUUUAAGAGAAUAAAAUUCUUAAGCCGAGAGCGGUAGCUAUCGUCAGGAUUUUAGUCAUGUAUCUGCUUUAUUUGAUGCUUUAGCUCGAUUUUUAGUCGUCUCCAGCUGGUUCAUAAGAAGUUAGUAUGUCGUCUGAUCUGGCUGGUGUGUGGGAAGUGGCGCUGAGUGAUGGAGUCCACAGAAUUGAGUUUGAACAUGGCACAACUACGGGCAAAAGGGUAAUCUACGUGGAUGGAAAGGAGGUUCUGAGACGGGAGUGGAUGUUCAAACUCGUUGGGAAAGAGACGUUCAAUGUGGGCCAGUCAGAAACCAAAGCAACCAUCAAUAUUGAUGCAGUCAGCGGUUUUGCCUAUGAAUACACCUUGGAGAUCAAUGGGAAGAGCUUGAAGCAGUACAUGGAGAACAGAUCAAAGGUCACCAGCACUUGGCUCCUCAAUUUGGAUGGUACUGACUGCAGAGUUGUCCUAGAAAAAGACACUAUGGAUGUGUGGUGUAAUGGGGAAAAGAUUGAGACUGCAGGAGAGUUUGUGGAUGAUGGUACGGAGACACAUUUCACUCUUGGGGAUCACAACUGCUGUGUGAAAGCUGUAAGCAGCGGGAAGAGACGAGACGGGAUCAUUCACACGUUGCUCGUGGACGGCACAGAGAUAGCUGAAUGCACAGAGUGACACCUUUACAUGUGUGACGGCAGAGAUCUGCGGCUUGGCGUCUGCGAGCGGGUGUGUCUUUGUAGAAAAACCUUCAAACUGUUGAGUGAGAGACCAACUGAGAAACCUUCUGCAGGGGUAAGAAUGCUACGUCGUGCAGGGAAUAUUAGCCAUAUAUUUUGAUUUAUAAUGAAUACGGUCAAAGUUGAUGUCAUAAUCUUUAAGCUUUGCAGUUUUAGAGGAGCUAAUACAUCCAGAAAAGUCUGCCGCAAAGUAGGAUCCGCUGUUUCAAGAGAUUUAGCCUUAAAUACAAUUGCAUCCUUUACGGUAUACACUCAGUUCCAUUAACAAAAUGAACAUAGUCACUACAGGGGUCACAUUUGGUGCACCUGGCCAUGCUCGGUUGCACGUGCUCCUUCGAUUGAAGAUGUGCACAGUGUAAUUAGAUGCACAGUUAGUGAUUUACAGCCCCACAGGAGCUCUGUCUGAUGCCUCAGUAUGAACUGUGUAAAAAUGUUCAAAACAUUCUGCUACUUCUAACUUUCUCUUUGCAAGACCACUGUGCUCAACUCACAGCACAGACAUCUUUAAGUACUUAAAAGAUGAUGCUACACUUGUGUAAUCAGGAUGUUAUUUGUUCAGUGACGUACCACGUAAUAUGUUGUGAUGAUUUCCAGUCCAAAUUUCUGUCUCUAUUUUCUAACGAGACAAAAUUAUGUGAAUGAAGCUAUUUCUUUUUGGAAAUUUGUAUUUGGAAAUACUAAUACUUCACAAAUUCUUUAAAAACAUGCUCGCUCUCUCUCUUGUGGUCUCUUUACAGCUUCUUCAUCCUCUGUGGUUAGGAUGAGCACGAUGUGCAGUGCACACACUAUACAUUGUAUAAAUGCUGGGUAGAGAUUUGAGUCGUAUAGACACUAUAGUCUUCGAGAAGUUCCAUUCUGUAUGAUUAACAUACUUGAAUUAUUAUGAGUCUAUUUGUGGUUAAAGUCAAACAGACUUUUUUUAGUUUCUGCUAAACAGAUUUCUCACAGAUGUGGUUAUGUUUAAAAACCUUUCUCCCCCUACAAACCUUUUCCUCUGUGCUUUUCAUGCUAACUUUCCGGUGUUGACUAAUGUUAAACAGUACCUGUUACAGCAUCGUACAUGUGGCCUGUAGGCUCCGCGUGUUGCUACAUUAAAUAGUCUCUGGUUUAUUGGUGAAAUAGUAGCGUAAGUUGCAAACUUUUAAUAGACUGCUGUAGACGUUUAAGGGUGUGUUUCUGCAGCCAAGUGUCUACAGCGGCGUCAUGGACAAUCAUUCAGAUGUGUCAGUGUUUACUGUGGAAAGUCUCAGCUGCUGUAACCUUCUGAUUCUGCAGACUUCUGUGUUGAAAUCUGAUGUGAUGUCACGUCGUUUGUCCCGUUUUUCUUGUGAAAAUCAUAGGUUUCUUUUUUACAAAAAAAAACAAAGCUACAUUUACUUUCUCAUUUUUAUCUCACGGUCGACAAGCACGACCACAUCUGUAUUUUUGAUCAAAUGAUGAAACGCUGCUGAAAAGGCCAGUUCGUUGAGAAAGGGAAUAGUUUUUCUCAUGAGACACUUUCUGAGUCCACAGUGAUGUAUUUAAAUGCUCAGCAGACUGUGCUGUGAUUUUUUCUGUUCUAUCAUUAAGAAAAUCCCCUGUACGAAAGCUCCAUGCAUAUACAUACAUUUCUGUCUGUAAAAUGUAAAUUACAUUUAUUUAAUUAAAUCUAUGUAGCUGAUAUAAUUUUACUGUCAUAUGGGUAUUAUUUCAAAACAAUUGUGGGCAAAGUGAUUUUAAGUACUUUAUUUAGUUGUAUCCGAACUGGUUAUAAACAUAUAGCUUUUUCUGUAUUCACAUCAACAGCUGCUAUGCAGUUUGGUUACAACCAAUGUUUAUACCAAAGCUCUCAUCUGCUAAAUGAAGAAUCAUGCUAUAUAUAAACUUACUUGAAGCUAUCUUACAUCACUUCAUAGGUAUUUGCAUAAAUGGUAACGUGAUGCCAUUAGUUCCUUAUCAGAAGCAAAAAGAAAAAAGUCUUUGAUUGGUAUAUGAUUGGUUACAUGUAUUUAUAUGCAAAUUAUUUACUUGGUUUGCAAACUGUUUAGCACCCAAAAUGAAAUAUCAAACACAGCAAUCAUAAAAUACAGACUUAACCUAAGAAAAAACAAACCCAACUGUGAUGAGGUCCGAAAAUCAAAUCAAAAUGCUCAAUCAGUGUUUUUCUAUAGUGACAAAUUUUUUUUUACAAGUGGACUAUGGAUCUUAUAUGCAUUAAGAAGAUUUUGUAGAAGGUCACAGAAUGUCUAGUUAACCUUUGAUAAACAUAUAUAUUUAGUAAGAAAAUGGGUUUUUAUGGUUGUCUUUCAAUGAAUCAAAUGAGACAUUUUUUCAAAAGACAUUAUUUCUUAUUUUGAAGAGAAACUACCGGUAACCAU